Messenger RNA from Penicillium odoratum, 747 nucleotides. RefSeq lists its product as uncharacterized. The record is from RefSeq and is a predicted model, not a curated record. Lineage: Eukaryota; Fungi; Ascomycota; Eurotiomycetes; Eurotiales; Aspergillaceae. Gene Ontology annotation, cellular component: endoplasmic reticulum membrane; mannosyltransferase complex. The transcript is spliced from 2 exons. Gene Ontology annotation, molecular function: mannosyltransferase activity. Gene Ontology annotation, biological process: GPI anchor biosynthetic process. Bases 1 to 747 code for a protein of 248 amino acids.
AUGCACCACAUCACCAUCUUAGGACUUAUAUUCCUCCUCACAAACAUUGUCCGCGCAAACGUGGAGAAAACAAUCUUCCUCGCUCCAGCAGCAGUCACUUUUCCAUCAAGAGAGGCAGCUCUAGAUGACCUCGGUCUAGAACGGCUCUCACCAGAGAACCACAUCGUGCGAGCACAGCUCAAUGCUUCGUUCCCUACCACCGAGGCACCGGAGGGUACGGAGUCGUGGUUCUUUCUUGAGAAUUUGAAGCCUGGUCAGCGGUACGAGGUGAGGCAACCUACAUCUUUCAAACUCUCAACACAUUCCCUCUCAACGACAAUAGAGGACAAAUCCCUCUUCUCAUCUCUAAGCAUCUUCUCCACAGCCCGUCUCGCAGCACUAGACACGCAACUCCAAGAAAAUGCUGCACGCAGCGCAUCAAGUCGCAAGAGAGGAGAAACAUCCCCAGAUACAGCGCUAACGACGGACUCGGUGCUGUUUCUGCGAGUCCAGGCUGCGGCAGACUAUUUUAGUCAUAAGGAGUCUUUGAUGAAGACUGUGCCGGCUGUUUCUGUGGAUUUGAUUUUGGAUCCAUUCUUGUGGAAUGUUUUCCCUAGGUCGCUUGUUUGGACUGCGGGGUGGAUUGCUGUUGUUGCUGUUACUGCUGGGCUUGUGGCGAAGUGGAUUGGUGGGGAGAUUGGGGGGUUGAUUGAGGGAACGAGGAAGCUUAGGGAUAAGGAUGAUGGUGCGGAUAAGAAGGAGCAGUAA